This is a messenger RNA of Pelodiscus sinensis (Chinese soft-shelled turtle), 954 nucleotides long. Its product is annotated as olfactory receptor 6B1-like. Gene Ontology annotation, biological process: G protein-coupled receptor signaling pathway. Gene Ontology annotation, molecular function: olfactory receptor activity; G protein-coupled receptor activity. Gene Ontology annotation, cellular component: membrane. Lineage: Eukaryota; Metazoa; Chordata; Testudines; Trionychidae. The record is from RefSeq and is a predicted model, not a curated record.
AUGGAGAACCAAACCGGCCUCCGGGAAUUCAUCCUCCUGGGUUUCCCCACCCAGCUGGAAGUCCAGGCUGUGCUCUUCCUGGUGUUUUUGCUCACCUACGUGCUGACGGUCACCGAGAACGUGGUCAUCAUCCUGGUGGUGAAACAGAACCGCCAGCUGCACAAGCCCAUGUACCUCUUCCUGGGGUCCCUGUCCUUCCUGGAGAUCUGGUACAUCUCCGUCACCCUGCCCAGGCUGCUGGUGGACUUCUGGUCUGAGAACAAGGGCAUCUCCUUCCCCAACUGCAUGGCUCAGCUCUACUUCUUCAUCUCCCUCAUGUGCACCGAGUGCGUCCUCCUGGCCGUUAUGGCUUAUGACCGUUACUUGGCCAUCUGCCACCCGCUGCGCUACCCGGCCAUCAUGACCCACCAGCUCUGCCUACAGCUGGCAGCAUUCUCCUGGGCCGGUGGCUUCUCCAUCUCCCUAGUCAAGAUAUAUUUCAUCUCGCAGCUGACGUUUUGCGGCCCCGGGGUCAUCAACCACUUCUUUUGUGACAUCUCCCCGGUGCUCAACCUGGCCUGCACUGACAUGUCGGUGGCAGAGAUGGUGGACUUUGCCCUGGCAUUGGUCAUCCUACUGCUGCCACUAGCUGUGACGGUCUUGUCCUACCUGUGCAUCAUCGGCGCCAUCGUGCGCAUCCCCACCGCCCAGGGCAGGAGGAAGGCUUUCUCCACGUGCGCCUCCCACCUCACCGUGGUCAUCAUCUUCUUCUCAGCCACCCUCUUCAUGUACGCCCGGCCCCGGAAGAUCGACCCCGCCAACCUCAACAAGGUGGUCUCCAUCUUUUACGCCGUGGUCACCCCAGCCCUGAACCCCCUGAUCUAUUGCCUGAGGAACAAGGAAGUGAAGGAGGUCCUGCGGAAAACCUUGGAGAAGAACUGCUCCUUGGCCCAUUGGAGAGGCAUGGACUCAUAG